Pistacia vera is the source of this 786-nucleotide messenger RNA. RefSeq names its product calmodulin-like protein 1. The coding region runs from base 55 to 609 and encodes 184 amino acids. The record is from RefSeq and is a predicted model, not a curated record. The transcript has a single exon. Lineage: Eukaryota; Viridiplantae; Streptophyta; Magnoliopsida; Sapindales; Anacardiaceae. Gene Ontology annotation, molecular function: calcium ion binding.
UCUUAUCGCAUUCUUGACACAAAUUUUUCCCUCGUUGCGAAAACACAAGAAAACAUGGCAAACGUGAGCUUACUCGAGUUCCGGUUCAAGAUUUCGAAGAACAAGUUUCUGCGGAAGCCAUCUCGGCUAUUUUCUUCUCGAGACAGGAAAAACUCUGGCUUGUUACCCACAUUCAUGCCAAACAUAAAUGAGAUGAAGAAAGUGUUUGAUAAAUUUGAUUCCAACAAAGAUGGGAAAAUAUCCCAGUCGGAGUACGAGGUGAUUCUUACAGCUCUAGGACAGGAAAACAUGAUUGCAGAAGUUACAAAAAUCUUCCGGGCGGUUGAUCAGGAUAAAGAUGGUUAUAUUGACUUUAAAGAGUUAACGGAAAUACACAAGGGAGGAGGGGUUAGAACAAUGGACAUACAGAGUGCAUUUCGGGCAUUUGAUAUGAACAACGAUGGGAAGAUAAGUGCAGAAGAAAUCAUGGAAAUUUUAAGGAGACUUGGAGAGAGUUGCAGCCUGGAGGAUUGCAGGAAAAUGGUGAGAGCAGUAGACACUGAUGGCGAUGGUAUGGUUAAUAUGGAUGAGUUCAUGACCAUGAUGACUCGCACCACGAACGAUGGCUAGACAAGCUUUUCUAGUUUGUGAUUCUUUACCAGAAAAGAAAUUGCUGCCAUGAUUAAGAAUACUUCUGUUAUAUAUUCCCCGCUACAAAAAAAUAUUGUAAAGCAAUAGCAAUAAAUGAUGGGCAUUCUGUAAACUGAUGCAUAUUCUUUUGGCACUCAAAUCUUCAACUUCCUGUCC